Messenger RNA from Diuraphis noxia (Russian wheat aphid), 4214 nucleotides. RefSeq lists its product as uncharacterized. Lineage: Eukaryota; Metazoa; Arthropoda; Insecta; Hemiptera; Aphididae. The record is from RefSeq and is a predicted model, not a curated record.
AUUAGUUGUUGUUCUCUUGUCAGGUGUUGUUUUUGUAAAUAUUCGGACAAUUCAGUGCACAAUAUCAGUAUUCUAAGUACCURCCUAUAUGUGAGAUGCCUAAUCCUGUGUUCGAAGAAACAAUUAUACCAAGACAUUUGGAUUUAUUUUGCCGAAAAGAUGAUGGAGUAAGCUCUAUUGCGACCAGACUAGACGGAGGUUCAAGUGUGAAAAAAACUGCAGACAUGGCGUAUGUUAGCAAACACAAUGAUUAUAAUAAAAAGCCGACUGAUGAGCGCAAAUCAUCAAGCGGUUCAGAUUCUUUCAUGGGAGAUGCACGUAGACUAAGUGAAGCUGGUGUAAGACGUAGUUCAGGAAACAGUGUUGUUCUUACAGAAGAUACAGACAAAUUUAUCAUCGGCAAUCGAAUUUGGGUGGGUGGAACUAAGCCCGGGCAAAUCGCAUACAUAGGUGAAACCAAUUUUGGAAACGGGGAUUGGGCUGGUGUAGUACUUGAUGAACCCAUUGGUAAAAAUGAUGGUUCCGUGGGYGGAACAAGAUAUUUUCAAUGUGGACCUAAGAGAGGCAUAUUUGCUCGUCUGACUAAUCUUACUUCUGCUCCUUUGGGUUCUGUUGAAGAUUCAAUGGUUCAAAAUUCAUUUGCCGCAACUAAACCAUUAGGGUUUUCAACUCCUAUGCCUAAACGGCAAGGUUCAACUGUAACAGCUACUAAAACUGCCCCAAAAAGUAUUAGUCAAACACCUAUAGCAAAAAGUAGCAGUGAUUUAAAAAUUGGUGAUCGUGUAAUUAUCAGCAGUGGACAAGGAUCUAAAUUGGGAAUUCUAAGGUAUCGUGGCGCAACUCAAUUUGCACCAGGAGAAUGGUGUGGUAUUGAAUUAGAUGAUCCUCUUGGAAAAAAUAAUGGAACUGUGGAAGGAAUUAAAUAUUUUGAAUGUGAAGAUAAAUUUGGCUUAUUCACGCCCAUUGCUAAGGUUUCAAAAUCGCCAAUGUCUGCCAGUCGAAUGUCAACGAAUUGUGCUAUUCACAAGACAAAACGUUCUCCAGGUUCUAUGAAUGGAUCUAUGAUUAGUGGUAUUACAACAACCACCAUGUCAUCAAUACCAACUCGGGAUGAUGAAAAAGAAAAAGUUCAAAAUCUACAGUUUACCAAUGAAGAACAAAAUGUUGCUAAUAUUGAGUUACAAAAUAAAAACACUGAACUUUUAAUAAAGAUUAAAGAACUAGAUUUUGAUUUAGCUAAAGAAMGGAAUCUAGCUAAAGAUGUAGAAAAAGAAAAAAUGAAGAUUUUUGAAAAAGAAGAAGAAUUGUGUAGAGUAAAAGAAGAGUUAGAAACUCUAAAGAAAUUAAUAAACAACAAUGAAGAUGAAUUACAAAAAUCAGUUUCAAAUUUAAGUUCAGAAGUAGUUGAUAAAGAAGCGAUUUUAAAUACAUUACGUCAAACAUUGAAUGAAAAUUCUCAAACUCAUGAUCGCUUAUUAAAAGAAGCUAAUGAAAAUUUAUCUGCUACUACAGAACGAUUAACCAAAGUAAUAGAAGAAAAAGAAAAAAAAAUUGAACAGAAUCAAGAGAUGAUUGACCAAUUAAACGAAGGUAUAAAAUGUUUGAGUGCAUUAAAAAAUGAAGAACACGAUGAUAUCGUAAAUAAUCUUAAAAAUGAGCUUUCAAAAUUAAAAGAUGAAUAUAAAGUAAUCAUUGAUGAAAAAGAGAAAGAUAAUAAAAUUAUUCAAGAGAAUCAUAUCAAAAUUGAAGAUGAACUCAAACAAGAAUUAAAAAAAUUAUCUGAAAYUAAAAAUCAAGAGAUUAAACAACUAGAACAAAAAAAUCUUGAAGAACUAGAAAAGCUUAAAAAUGCUAAUCAAAACAUAAAUACAGAAUUAAAAGCAGCAUUAAAAUCUGUACAAGAUCAAACAAAUGUAAUAGCAGAUUUAGAGAAAAAAUACAAAGAUUUAGAACUUCAACAAAAUUCUACUAGAAAUGAAUUAGAAAAAGAACUUACUACAAAACUCAGUAUUGUUGAAAAUGAAUUAAAAUAUUUAAAAUCUGAAAAAUCAAUGUUAGAAGAAAAACACGAAAAUUAUAUAAAAGAAACAGCAAAUGCAACAAAUGUCUUAGACAAUCAACUAAAACAWAACAAUAUUUUAAUAGAAAAUCUAAAUAAAUCAUUAAAUGAAUUAACUUUAUCAAAACAAAAUGAAUUAGAAUCUAUAAAAAAACAAUUAUUGCAGUUGGAAGAAGAACGAGAUGAAUUAUUAAAGCGACAAAGUUUAGAAUUAUCCAUUAAAGAUGAACUAAUAAAUACACUAUCCAAUAAACUUGAACUGUCAUUAACAGAAAAACAAAAACAAGAUUUAAGUAAUGCUAAUUUACAGACUGAAUUAACAAAUGAAACUACAAAGUAUCAAACGACUAUUAAAAAUUUGCAAAACAAAAUUGAUGAAUUAGAAUUAAAUAUUGCAUCAAAUCGUGAAUCAUUUAAAUCUGAAAUAGAAUUAUUAAAUAAUGAAAAACUAACAAGUAUGUCAGAAAAUUUGAACCUUUUAGAAAAAUUAAAGUCUCUGGAAAAUUCAAAGUUGAAUCUUGAAGAGAAAUUAUUGUCUAAUGAAGCUUGUGUACAAGAUAUUCAGAAUUUAAAUGAUGUAAUUGAAGAAAAAAAGAAAAUUAUAGAUGAUAAUCAAAUAAAAAUUAAACAGUUAGAUAAUUUUKUUAUACAAACCAAAAAUGAAUAUGAUGUUAUUCUCAAACAAAAAGAAGAAGAAAUCAAGGAGCUGUUAAAAAUUGGAGAAGAAAAAAUGGAAAUAGAAAAGUUGUCAUUAGAAGAAAAAACUAAAGUUAUAUUAGAUGAUAAAAAUAAAGAAAAUUCAAUGCUUCGCCAAAAAAUUGUAGAUCUAGAAAAUAUGAAAAAAGAUUUAGAAAUACAAUUAGAAAUGGGUAAAUCACUUGAACAAGAUUUGAAACAAUCAAAUGAAAUAAUCCACGAUAAAAUAAAAAAUAUUAAUGAUAAGGAUUUGAAGAUUGAAGAGCUGAAUAACGUAAUUAAUCUAACCAAAAAUGAAUUUGAAAAUAAAUUAUUGGUGAAAGAAAAUGAAAUCAAAGAUUUAUCAAAAGUUGCUGAGGAAAAAUUAAUCAUUGAAAAGAAACAAAUAGAAAAACAGAAUAAGGCAAUGUUGGAAGAUAAAAAUAAUGAAAUUUCCAGUCUUAUGGAAAAACUUAGUAUUUUAGAGAACUCUAAAACAAGCGUCGAGCAACAAUUAAUUGAAACAAACAAAAAAAAUAUUGAAAAAAAAUAUGAAGAAACUUAUAAUAAUUUAAAAAUUAAAGAAAAUCAAAUCUUAGUGUUGCAAACUGAGCUGAAUUCUUGGAAGUUAAAGGAUACAGAGAAAACCAAAAAUAAUAAUGAUCAAGAAAAAACAGAUAAAUCUGAAGCCCAUUUAUUAGCAGAAAAAAAUCAAGAAAUUAAAAUGUUGAAUUCCAUAAUAUUAGGCUUACAUAAAAAGUUAUCUGCUGUUAUGGAAACUGAUGUUUCUGACUAUGAAGUUGAGAAAAAUCCUCAAAGUGUUUCAAAAGAAGAUUAUCAAAAGUUAUACAAAACAGCUAAGAACAAUGUUAAACUAAAGGAGUGUGAAAAUUUAUCAUUGAAACAAGAGAUUAAUAAACUAAAAACCGAAAAUGAACGUUAUUCCGAGUUUAAAACGAAAUGUGAAAUUUUAGAAAAUGAUAAGAAAUCACUUCAAAAAUUGAUAGUUAGUUAUGAUAGCUCAAUCCCAACAAAUGUUAAAAGUGAAAAAAGUGGUACUAAAUCUGAAACAGAAAAAAUACUAGAGGAAAAAGACUGGCAAAUAAAUUUGUUAAAUAAUAUAAUUGCUGAUCUUCAUGCCAAAGUGUCUGAUAAUAAAUUUAAAAUUGAAGCACUAGAAGCCCAAAUUUUGGACUCUGGAGUAGAUCAAAGCAAAAAAACACGUUUAAGAACUACUCGUCUUUACUGUGAAACAUGUGAAAUAUUUGAUUCACAUGAUACCGAAGAUUGUCCUGAAAAACCAGAAUCUCCAAAAAUCCAAAGGAAACGAAGAGUAGUUAAUGAUGAUUCAAAUAAAAUGAUUGAUGAACCAUUUUGCGUAUGUUGUGAUAUGUUUGGACAUACAGCUGACGAAUGUGACAACUCAUUAACCUUUUAGUUUGGUUUGGACCAUGUUGCCGAUUGCUUGGUAUCAAAUUAA